Messenger RNA from Acomys russatus (golden spiny mouse), 845 nucleotides. RefSeq names its product keratin-associated protein 4-6-like. The record is from RefSeq and is a predicted model, not a curated record. Bases 47 to 556 code for a protein of 169 amino acids. Gene Ontology annotation, cellular component: keratin filament. NCBI's taxonomy places the organism in Eukaryota, Metazoa, Chordata, Mammalia, Rodentia, Muridae. The transcript has a single exon.
CCUUCACUCUCUUGAAAACUCACCCAGAACCUCCACCUCUAACACCAUGGUCAACUCUUGUUGUGGCUCUGUCUGUUCUGAGGAGGGCUGUGGCCAAGGCUGCUGCCAGCCCAGCUGCUGCCAGACCACCUGCUGCAGGACCACCUGCUGCCGCCCCAGCUGCUGUGUGUCCAGCUGCUGCAGACCCAGCUGCUGCCGCCCCAGCUGCUGUGUGUCCAGCUGCUGCAGACCCAGCUGCUGCAGACCCAGCUGCUGUGUGUCCAGCUGCUUCAGACCCAGCUGCUGCAGACCCAGCUGCUGUGUGUCUAGCUGCUGCAGGCCCCAGUGCUGCCAGUCUCUGUGCUGCCAGCCAACUUGCUGCCGCCCAAGCUGCUGCAUUUCCAGCUGCUGUCAACCCUCCUGUGGUGGUUCUGGUUGUUGCCGCCCCUGCUGCCGCCCUUGCUGCUGCCUGCGUCCAGUCUGUGGUCAGGUCGGCUGCCAAACCACCUGCUACCGCCCCACCUGUGUCAUCUCCACCUGCCCCCGCCCUAUGUGUUGUGCCAUCCCCUGCUGCUGAGAUGCCUGCUCAAAGCUCAUCUCCCCUCAGCAGAUGUAUACCAUUCUCUCAUGUGAACCCUUAAGAGCCAUGGAAUCUGUUUGAUGUUAUUUAGCAGGAUGGACUGCACAGUUCCAGUGAGCCCGCCAUCCUCCCUGGACUCAGUCAGCACAUCUGGCUCACUUUACAUUCUCUCUUUCACUACCAUGUAUUUCUAAUGUUAGUACUAGGUAGAAAUUAAUCUGUACUUCAGGGUCUAAGAACUUACCCGGAUUAUCCAAAUUGAUUAACUCUGUGACUCUAAAUUAUU